AUGGGUCAUGUGCUUGCUUUCUGCCUCCCCCAUUAUCCAUGGCGGCAUGGCAUCUCUGCUGCUGGCAGCUGCCACGCCGGCGGCAGCGGCUAUGCCUACUCCACGGAAACGAGACGAGGUGCCCGGUGCCCCAAGGGAAGCCCGGACUGCUGCGUCGUCGGCAAGCGCUACCCGCGGUUCAUGUGGCUCACAGCCGGUAUCGGACAUGCGCCGGCGAUCCCGACGCUGCAUAUGUGCUUCCGCCGGAACAUGGAGCUGGUCGUCGAGCUGUACUCCGGGUCUGGGUGGCUGUGCCUCGACGACGGCGGUGGUGGCGCACGCUGCCGCCGCUGCAACGGGAGGAUCCGCGUCGUCGUCACCGCCGCCGCCGUGAAUGGACGGUCUGUCGUUGUCAGGGUGGUGGACGAGUGUGACUACGUGAACGGGUGCUGCAACGAGGACGGCUUCGCGCCCCCGUGCCAGGACAACGUUGGCGGCGAGUCGCUGACUUUGCCUCCUACUCGAUGA
This is a messenger RNA of Oryza sativa Japonica Group (Japanese rice), 507 nucleotides long. The record is from RefSeq and is a predicted model, not a curated record. Lineage: Eukaryota; Viridiplantae; Streptophyta; Magnoliopsida; Poales; Poaceae.